Messenger RNA from Calidris pugnax (ruff), 940 nucleotides. It is a transcript of the gene HOPX, whose product is annotated as HOP homeobox. The record is from RefSeq and is a predicted model, not a curated record. Gene Ontology annotation, biological process: cell differentiation; regulation of transcription by RNA polymerase II. Bases 122 to 343 code for a protein of 73 amino acids. Gene Ontology annotation, molecular function: DNA binding. Gene Ontology annotation, cellular component: nucleus. NCBI's taxonomy places the organism in Eukaryota, Metazoa, Chordata, Aves, Charadriiformes, Scolopacidae. The transcript is spliced from 3 exons.
GUCCCCAUGGGAGUCACGCUGGCUAUAAAUACAGCAGCAAGGGAGUGCUGAGCAGAGGACAGGCUGCAGCUUCCUGCCAGCUAAGGAUGUGCCUGGCCCCGUAGCCCUGCCCCAGGAGAAGAUGGCCACAGAGAAGCCAGUGACUCCCACUGAGGAGCAGCUGGAGAUCCUGGAGUACAACUUCUGCAAGGUGAACAAGCAUCCUGACCCCACCACGCUGUGCCUCAUUGCGGCUGAGACCGGGCUCUCCGAGGAGCAGACCCUGAAAUGGUUCAAGCAGCGCCUGGCGGAGUGGAGGAAGUCAGAAGGGCUGCCUUCAGAGAGUGGGUCUGUCAGAGACUAGAGGAUGCUGCUCCGAUCCCCAUGCCUGCUGUAAAUGAUGGUGAAGAUCUUCAGAGUUGGUUUCCUUGGGGUUCUUCUGUUGCAAAUAGGUUCUGAGAUACAAAGUAAUACUCUGCUAUUUAACAUGUUUUAUUUAAAAUGUACAUAACCAGGAAAAGCAUAUUUUAUAUAUAUAUAUAUAUGUGUGUAUAUACAGCUUCUGAUGGCUGCAUAACCUGUCUAGUGAUUCCCAUCCAAUUAACAGCAGCUCCACAGGGCAAGGCAACCUCAUGCCCUUCUCCCAAGCUUGCAGAAAAGCAGCCAUUAAAGGUUCAAACAUAGAAGGGGGGGGAAAAAGAUUUAUUUUCCUUAUGAUCCCCAGUGGCAAAGUAUGUGUGCUAGAUUUAAUAUGCAGAUCAUCCAGAGAGGGGGAAACCUGGAAAAACAGUUGUGUUGUCUGAGUGAUCUUAGUUAGCUCAAGAUGCCAGAGUCAACUCUGGACACUGGCAAACCGAGUGUCUACACCACAAUCAGACCAAGCCAAGCACCUCUUGAAUGCAUUUCUCACAUUUCUGUUAAAGGUCACCAAAGGGAAAGAACUGUUUGUUUUUUUUUUUUU